AUGAACCGGAGUCUCUUGCUUUCUCUUUUCACCAGAUGUCGACAGAUUCUUGAGGACACAGAUAUCAGCGAGCAGCAGAUGAACAGGACUGUUUCCAACACCACAUGCUUCACAGGGACUGAUGAAGAGAAAAAGGAUCCUUAUGAGGAGUUCAUAAGCGCUGGGCAGCCAUCAACACAAACAUUCAACACAGGCCACAUGGCAGAGAAGUUUUACUUUGAAGAGGAAAGCAGCCUGUGA
Messenger RNA from Menidia menidia (Atlantic silverside), 240 nucleotides. Lineage: Eukaryota; Metazoa; Chordata; Actinopteri; Atheriniformes; Atherinopsidae. The record is from the annotation of a GenBank genome assembly.